AACUUACCAGUACUAAUCAGAGAAGGGUGACAGAGAAGUUGACUUGGAAUGAAUAUGAAAGACAAAAGAAAGUGGAACAAGAAGAGGAGAGGAAAGGCUACAAUAUUUAUUUAAUGUUAUUUCCACCAAAGGAAAGCUGCUCUCGGUUUAAUACUAUAUAGUAGUAUAACAAAUUUUAUUCGAAUCCCAAGAAUAAAAAAUAGAUUUUUUGGAUUUAUGUUUGGUGAGAGACUGGUCGGACAAUUACAUUCGUUGGAUAAAAGUGUGUUUUGUUUAUCUUACAGCGCCGAUUAUGGGAAGAAAGUUCUUUAAUUAGACUGUUUUGAGUGCUCACAGCUACUUUUUUUUUACCAUAAGCGGUUUCCUCGUACCUUCUUACUCUUUGGAUUAUUAAUAAACCACUUCCUCUCUUAGUCUUUUUUCCUACUAAAGUCUUUUGGUAGAGGAGUUUAGAUGAGAGAACAUUCUUUUCUUUUGACAAGUCUUGAAUAUUCGGAUUGUAUAAGUUGAUGAUCAUUGACAAAGCCAAGUCUUUAUUAAUGGUCAACACACUGAGUCCACGACGCCGGUUCAAGUCAAUGGGAUUAAUAGUUAAGAAAAGUAUUUAUAUAUGUGUUGAAUGUGGACAUGACAUCUGCUGCUUCUUAUUUAGUUACUUGAACCAUAUCUAUUUUUUUUUGAGAAAGAGAAGAUAUGUUAACCUUUUUGUGUUUAACCAUGCAAACUAUGUAGUAAUCCUAGAUUAAUAUUUAGGAAAAUAUUGUUUUUCAAAGUAGUUAAGACUAAUCACAGUAAUCACUAACCUAGAGAAAAGCCAAACCCAACCGGAGAUAACUGAGUUCCGGUUCAAUUAUUGCUAAGAAUGUAAAUAUAAACCAAACUAAACCGAUGACAAAAAAAAACGAACUAAACCAGCAAAUCAAACCAAGUUUUAAUUCGUAAUUAUACCGAUGGAGAAUUCGGAUUAGAAGGCCCAUAAAGUUGGCCCAACAAACAAAAAACUCGACAACGUGGUUUCAAACUACAAAGUAAACCGCUCUGUUCCUCAACUGAAGUAAACUGUCUCCCUGUCCCUCCAUAACUUCCUCCCCACGUAACCGUCUCCUUCUACUUAAGCAACCCUUUCUCCAACUUUCAUCCUUUUUCUCUUUUCUUCACCACUUUCUCUAUGUGAUCACAAUGACCACCAAUAAUUCCGAUUCUGAUCCCAAUUUUCACACUCCACUUAACCCUACUUCCAACGCAAUCAUCCCUUUCUACCGUACUCCGAAUCUCCAACUUGCUUUAUCUCCAAGUUACGAUCAGAGCCCUAGAAAGAAACGCACCAAAACGGUUGCAUUACCCUCUAGUUCUUCACCAAAACCAAAACCAAAAUACCCUAGAAAGCCAGACCCUAAUGCCCCCAAAAUCACACGUCCAUGUACCGAAUGUGGCAAAACGUUUUGGUCAUGGAAAGCUCUCUUUGGUCACAUGAGAUGUCACCCUGAGCGUCAAUGGCGUGGCAUCAACCCUCCUCCUAACCACCGUGGCCCCACCCCGGCUUCAUUUUCAAACCAGAACCAGAGAUCACCAAAUUGGGUCUCCCUUAUGACCGAGGAAGAUCAUGAAGUCGCUUCUUAUCUCUUAAUGCUGGCUAAUUCCACACCGUCAUCAUCAAGUAGUGGUGAGCGGUUCGAGUGUGGAGGUUGCAAGAAAGUGUUUGGAUCACAUCAGGCUUUAGGAGGACAUAGAGCUAGUCACAAGAACGUUAAAGGAUGCUUCGCUAUCACGAACGUGGCCGAUGAUCCUAUGACGGUUACUACUACUCCACUGACUACUCCUAGUGAUCAAGAUCACCAGGGUAAGAUCGUUACGUUUAUGGGGAAUCAUAAGUGUAAUAUAUGUUUUAGAGUAUUCUCCAGUGGCCAGGCGUUAGGAGGUCACAUGAGAUGUCACUGGGAGAAAGAAGAGGAGACGAUGGUCGGUGGUGCGUUCGAUCUGAAUGUUCCUGCAACAAUACAGGAUAUUUCUACUUCGGACACAACAGGGUGUUCUUUAGAUCUUAGGUUAGGGCUUUAAUUAGUAGAAUAUAAUUAUAGUUACAUGUUGGAUGUUGGCUUCUAGUAUAUAUAUAGGAUAAUGUUGUUAAUGUUGUGAUUUGAUGAUCUGGAUAAUGUAUGUCGCUAGGAUAUUGGUGUGUUUUGUGUAUUCUCAUAUAUAUAUGCUUAAUAAUGAAAUGUUCAAUACUUCAAUUCCGGUUUUCAGUGUAUUAAUUAGAAAACUAAUUACUACAAUAUACAGGAAAAGUUACAAGAAAAACGUACUACAACGCAAAAUAAAAUCCUAAUUAACAAAAGAAUACUUUAAUACACUGAAAAUCGAUAUAUGCUGGGAUCUUUUUUGUAUUUAUCACAAAACUUAUAUGGAGUAAAAAACUGGAAAAUCCAAGCUGUAAAAGAAGCUCUCAAAUGUAUAGCUAACCAAUAGUAACAUUGGGUUCUUUCAGAAGCACUUUGAGCCGUUUGAUAAAAUUAAACCUAACUUAUGGAACUAAUUAAUUUUACAAAUUAAUUUUUUUUGGGUGUGAUUCUUGCCAAGUUUCGUUGUUUGACCUGAUCUCAAACUCACCACGAUCUCCUCCUACAAUAUAUAUAUCGAUUAGAUUUAGAUCUUAUUCCGCUAAUGAAUCUUAGUGUUAUAUAUAUCUUAUCCAAGAUAACCAGCUAGCUUUAACAUUAUAUAAUGAAGAUUGAAUCUUAAAAAACUAUAUAUUAAUAAUCUGAAGAUUCAGAUGCAUUAUAGGUAAGCACGCGGAACUACUUACAACAAGCACGAACCCUAAUCCGAGACAGUUUUUUUCAAUUAAUCUUCUCGACUUUAUUAAACAAUCAUAUAAUCAGUUGUCCUUCAAACUUUUGCAAACUAGUGCGACACACAACCUUCGUGAAUAUUCAACUACUGACUCUUUUUAUAACAAUAGUUAUCGUUUACAACGAUGUCUGUUAGUAUAUAUGAAUGCAUCAAAAACAACAAAAAGAAUCCUCUUCUAAGAUUUUCUAUUAGAAUAAUAUAUGUAAAAUGCAAUAUCAUGAAAACGAAACGAAAACUCCAUAUAUAUAGCUCUUGAUUUAUUCUUCUGGCUUCCGUAAAUCACAGCGAGUGAGAUAAAUAUUUUAAAACUGUUCAAGUAUUCAUUUUCUUGUCUAAAUCUGCAAUAUGCUGACAAAAAAAAAUAUUAAUAAAAUCUGCAUCAUAAUAUUUUAAAUAUGUUGUUGCUUUGUUUAUGUAUGUUUAGAAAUGUUAGAUAUGAAGGCUGACGUAAGAUAUGAAGUUGACCGAUUUAUCUCCUUACACGUUCUUUGCAUCAGAAAAAUGGUGAAGUAUGCUCAACUUAAGUUUCAUUUUUUUCCAACAUGCUCAAAGUUAGUUUAAACAGACGAACUCGGCAAAUAUAUCAGAUUAUUAUAUUUAUUUAGUAUUGAAUAAUUUGACAUGCAUGAAUGUAUAGCAGUGACUUCAGAAGUUCGAACUUCCUACGAUUUGACUUUAAAUAUACAUUUGUUUGUUCAAGUAUUCAAAAGAUAUUAUUUUGAGAUAUCCCACAAUAUACAUAAUCUUGUUUACUGAUUAAAGUAUAUAGAAGGCUGAUUUAUAAACAUUAUGCUGAUGCUUGCUGACUUUGCAACAUGAUUUAUAAACAUUUAUUGGGGUGAAGUCAUAAGAAAAUGUCAGGAAGAUAUCCAACAAAUAUAUAUUUUAAAUGAAUUUGACGAUCUCCGAUUGCUUAUGCUUGCUGAUUCUGCAAUACGAUGUUGUUUUAUUUUAAAUUGUAACUUACUAAUUAAUACAUCCCGAUCCGAAAUGAAUAAAAGUAAUCAAGGUGAUAUUAGAAACCUGUCAGUACAAGUUUAAAACAUAUAUAUGGUUAGAUAUAUAUGUAUUUUUAGUGUACUGUAUAUAUAACUAGAUUUGAUUAUGUGGGAAGCACGUCAUUGUGACUUGUUAAAGAUAAAACAUAGUAUAAUUUGAACCCAUAAUUAACAAGACUAAUCAAAUCAUAUUAAGUGAAUUCUUGAGAGGGAUUAACUUAUAUUUUAGUCCAGACUUUACACCUAACCAACCCAUUUUCAAAAAUAAGAAACAUCAAAUUGUUAUUAUAGAACAGUUCUCUUUUAACUUCUAGUUUGAAAAAAAAACUUCCAGUGUGUUGCCACAAGGGAUGGCAACAAGAAGCAAUGUUUAAUCACUUCAUUUAAAAAGUCAUUAAAAGGCGUGACGUCAUCUUCCAUUAUUCGUGGGAUUACCUUCAAAAAAUAUUAUUUAUUCAUGCUAAGUUAUUAUCUUUAAAACAAGCAAUACUUAUGACUUAUGAGAUAAUUAGCAUACUAUAUACUACUAAUUAGCAUUUUCCUUAAAAGAUUCAGCUCCGCUAGCUAAUUUGUCUCAUCACACACCUACACAUAUACAACUAAUGGCGUUGAUAUGAUAUUGAUAUUUUUUGUUAUAAUAUGAAAGUAUUUCAUCUAAGACUCUUAACUAAUAAGGAGGUUUAAAUCAUGUAAUUAAGGUGCGAAACUAGUGUUUCCAGAAAAGCGACAUGUGUUGGGCCUGCCGGAUUCAGCCAAAUAAUUCCAGUAAUAUUUUGGUGCUAUUUUGUUUUAUAGAUAAAAUUAGAGAGAGGUUUCGUGCACGACUAUAUAUUUCUUAUAAUUAGUCAAUUAAUUUGUAUGUAUAUACGAGAGAACUUAUAAGUUAUUAUAAACACAAGGAUUCCAUCUGACUAAAUAUUUAGAAGUAAAGAAACUGAUGGAGAUUAUAGUAAGAGACUAUAGUUAAAAAAAAAAGGCUAUAGUUAAUGACCAUUUUUAUUAAGUCAGGUCUUGGAUGCGGCGAGUCGGGGAUCAGACGAUGAGGAAGGGACCAUGGCUCAUCAGAUCACUGAGAGCCGUUUGAUCCUGACUUUUUGGAACAAAGUGGCUUAACUUAACCCAUCUUUCUCCACUCCCAAAGCCUGGCCCUUUGGAGAUUAUCUUAUAAUAAUACACAUUCAUCAUUCUCUAAUGUGUGAUUUUCAAAUUAAUAAAUUGAGAAGAACAUGUGUAUAAAUAAGACCGAAUUGGAUGAUGGGUUUGCCGUAUAGUUGGACUUGGGUCGAUAUAUUUCCUAAUAUUGAACUUCUCAAAGUACAUCUUGAAGUCGCAGGGAGAACGUAGAUGUACAUUAUAAUACCCAAAGCGUAUACCAACAUUGUUGAUUUAUUAGAGUUUUUUUUUUGAAACUUUGAUUUACUAGAGAUCUGCAAUUAAUCUAGACACGCAUUAGAAAUCAAAAUCUAAAAUUUUGAAAAACGAAUGACUCCAAAAAAAUCAUCAAAUCACACAUAACGUACUAUUUACAGUUAAAACAUAUUCAGAAUAGAGAUUGAUUUGUUAUCACAAGUUGCAUAGAGAGUAAAAGCAUCUUUUUAGAGAAGCUACUUUGUUGUCAAAUGAUCAAAAAUGAUUUUUAUUCAUAUAUAGAAUUUUGUGUUUGAUUACUAACUAAAUACACAAUAUUUCUAAUGAUUUCUUGGUCACACUUUUUUUUUUGGACAAAUAUUUCUUGGUCACACUAUUACACUAAUUAGAGCUAGCUCCUUCGUUAAUUAUGAUAAGGAUUAAAAGUGAAGACCCAUUUCAUUAUUUUGCAAUGAAACAUACGAUCUCUCUUUCAUCUCGACGACGACAGAUCUAACUUCUAACAUAGGAGGCAAUUAUGUGGUUUAACUGACCCGGUAAAAAUUUUCACUUCCACUGUAAUAAUUUGGUAUUUUCAUAUUGUGUUCUGUCUUUCUUGGAUCCAUAUCUGUAUAUUAAUUCUAAAUUUUGCACGUCUCGUAUAGUCAUUUUAUUUCAUGUAAAAAUGUGUACUAUUAUUCUCUAAGAACUUUUUUAAUUUCUUAACAACAAUACUACCUGGUUAUUGAACUUCAGUAACUCAAGUAAUUCCUCAAUGAUUACACUUUAUAGUUAUCAUGAAAGAUGAAACGUACGUAUUAUAUUGUAAAAAGGAAAAGAAAAAAGAGGGUUUUACCAAAAACAAAAAAACAAAAAAAGAGGUUAGUAAAUAAUUAACCAGCGUGAACUUUUAUCAUUGAAAACAAUUCAAAUCAGCUAGUGAACGAAUCAUUGUAUAAUUCAAAAACUAUUUCAUUAUCUUCCAUGAAUCGAACUCACAUGGAUGCCAUUUGAAACUUGAAA
Brassica rapa (field mustard) is the source of this 6218-nucleotide messenger RNA. Its product is annotated as zinc finger protein ZAT3-like. The record is from RefSeq and is a predicted model, not a curated record. Lineage: Eukaryota; Viridiplantae; Streptophyta; Magnoliopsida; Brassicales; Brassicaceae.